AUGCCACCUCGACGACCUCCUCCCCUCCCGAAAUCCCUCUUCACUAAUGAUGGACCCUUAGCACCUGGGACUGCUCCCAUCACCCCCGCGCCGUCAAGCCUGCACCCUGGCAAGAUCGUCGAUGCCUCCUACGCUCCUGGUCGCUCCCAAACGUCCUACGGAAACACCAAGGUUACCGAUGUUGUUCACGCCGAAGACCAGCAAAGCUCUCAAGACGGCCAGGAUCAGCCUCGAGUGCUGGCCGGCGUACCUAUCAUCUCAUUCGAUGUCAAGGCGUCCGGUGAGGACAAGUCGAACACUCUAGAUACAGGACACAACGGUCCUGUGCAGAUCAAUAUUGAUCAGCUCGCUCCUCUCGUGAGCGAAUCGGACUGGGACGCACUGGAAGACCUGGUGUCCCGACUGAGUCAAGUGGGCGGAUCGUCUGGCAAGGCUUCGGGAGAGACGGGUCUCGAAUCGCUCAUGAACAAGAUUGGCGAGCAAGUGGCCACCUUGGGCAUGAACCCUGAAGCCGUCGAACAGAAGCCCGGUCUUCUGCCUCCCGCUCUGGUAGCCCACCUCCCCUCUCAACAACUACAAUCGUCUCAACCCUACCAAUCCUACGUCAACCACGUCUCGUCGCUCAGUCUGCACGAGAACGUUCAUCUCUUGUUGACCCCACCCGUACUCUCCAAUGUACAACCAGAGAAUGCGAAACCCGCAGGAACCUGGUGGACCGAUGUUGGAGAGCUUGACCGGGUUGUCCGAAUGUAUGUCUCGACCGCCCUCGAAUGCUUUGGGACGCACCGGCUGGUCUUUGGGUCUACCAACCCUGCCACGCUCAUCGAGUCCAACCGGCCGUUCGAGAUCGUUGCGCCCGGAGAGUGGUACACCUCGAUCGCGCGACAGGUCAUUGCAGAAUUAGUCGCAGGCGAGGGAGUCCAAGCUGCGACGGCUUCCAUGGAUGCCGUCUUUGCCAAUAACGCCUUGUCGAUCUUUACCGCUAAGUGA
Filobasidium floriforme is the source of this 990-nucleotide messenger RNA. RefSeq lists its product as uncharacterized. Lineage: Eukaryota; Fungi; Basidiomycota; Tremellomycetes; Filobasidiales; Filobasidiaceae. The record is from RefSeq and is a predicted model, not a curated record. The coding region runs from base 1 to 990 and encodes 329 amino acids. The transcript has 4 exons.